AUGGCUCUCCUUCAUGCUGGUAAUGAUUCAGUGAAGUUGUCCAUGAGUGUCCAGGAGAUGUCCAUGAAAGGUGAUGAACCACCCCCUGAAUAUAUUGUUAAAGAUAGCAAGUUUGGAGCUAUAGAGUCUUCACCAGAAUUGGGUCAAAUCCCCAGCAUUGAUGUCAGUCUCUUCUCCCCAUCAUCACUUGAUUCUAAGCAAGCGAAGAUCGAACUUGACAAACUUAGAACAGCUCUCAGCUCAUCAGGCUGCAUUCAGGCAAUUGGUCAUGGGAUAUCAAGUUCCUUUCUGGACAAGGUACGCGAAGCUGCGACACAAUUCUUUGAACUUCCAGUGGAAGAGAAGGAAAAGUACUCCAGAUCUGUUCAUGGUGGCUCUGAAGGGUAUGGGAAUGAUGUCAUUGUCUCAGAGAAGCAAGUUCUCGAUUGGUCCUAUAGACUAACACUAAGAGUAUUCCCUGAAGAUCAAAGAAGGCUUAAUCUUUGGCCAAAAAAUCCAACUGACUUUGGAGAGGUUGUGCAUGAAUAUGCAACAAAGGUAAAAUAUAUGAUUGGUGUGCUGUUUAAGGCCAUGGCAAAAUCGUUGAAUUUGGAGGAGAACAGCUUUUCAGAUCACUUGUUUGGAGAGGGAGCUCUGAUGCAAGCAAGAUUCAACUUCUAUCCGCGGUGUUCAAGAUCCGAUCAGGUCCUUGGUGUCAAGCCACAUACAGAUAGGUCAGGAGUGACAGUUCUGUUGCAAGACAAAGAAGUGGAAGGUCUUCAACUUUUGGUAGAUGGGAAAUGGGUUAGAGUCCCCAUUGUGCCUCAUGCUAUAGUUGUUAAUCUUGGUGAUCAAAUGCAGAUUAUGAGUAAUGGUAUCUUCAAGAGCCCAAUGCACAGGGUUGUGACAAAUCCAGACAGAAUGAGACUAUCUGUGGCCUUGUUUAAUGAACCUGAUCCUGAAACUGAAAUUAGUCCUGUGGAGAAACUGAUAGUUGAGACAAGGCCACGGUUAUAUAAAACUGUCAAGAAUUAUGGUCGUAUCAACUAUGAAUGCUAUCAGAGAGGAGAGGUAGCACUUGAAACAGUAAAAAUCAGCUAGCUCCCAUAUGAAAGAAGUUGAAUACAUUAAGGUUUGUUUUUGUAUUGACACCUGUUGUUUACUGUGAUGAAUCAUUGCUGUGUAAGCCUAUAAGUUAAUCAUGUAU
Messenger RNA from Fragaria vesca subsp. vesca, 1186 nucleotides. RefSeq names its product codeine O-demethylase-like. The transcript has 4 exons. The record is from RefSeq and is a predicted model, not a curated record. Lineage: Eukaryota; Viridiplantae; Streptophyta; Magnoliopsida; Rosales; Rosaceae. Bases 1 to 1080 code for a protein of 359 amino acids.